CAGGAAGUGACUGCGGGAGUGGAGCGGCCGAGCGGGAGCGGCGGGGCCGAUGGAAGUGGAGUGGGGGCUAGAGAGGCCGCCCUACUGUAUCCAGCAUGCUUCAAGGCCACAGCUCUGUGUUCCAGGCCUUGCUGGGGACUUUCUUCACCUGGGCUAUGACAGCGGCUGGAGCGGCUCUUGUGUUCAUAUUCUCUAGUGGACAGAGGCGGAUCUUAGACGGAAGUCUUGGGUUUGCUGCAGGGGUCAUGUUAGCAGCUUCCUAUUGGUCUCUGCUGGCCCCAGCGGUUGAGAUGGCUACAUCCUCUGGGGGCUUCGGUGCCUUUGCCUUCUUCCCAGUGGCUGUUGGCUUCACCCUUGGAGCUGCUUUCGUCUACCUGGCCGACCUCCUGAUGCCUCACCUGGGUGCAGCAGAAGACCCCCAGACGGCCCUGGCACUGAACUUGGACCCUGUGUUGGUGAAGAAGUCUGAUCCCGAGGGCCCCUCGCUGCUGCUCCCUGAGAGUGCACUUUCCAUCCGGAUAGGUAGCACUGGGCUUCUUUCAGGCAAGCUUCCUGCCACAGACGCUGAGCCGUACCAGGCAAUGCAGAUCGUGGCUGGUGGUAGAAGGGUGGGGGAAAUGCCAGGUGCUCUGUCUGCCCUUACAGGUUGUUCACUCACUGUUCAGAGCUAAACUGGUAUUCUGGCCCAGUACCCUCAUUUCUCAUUUGUUCUGGAAACCACCUACACAGUGUACUUGCAGUAAUGAGUGGUACUUUUUGCUCCUCUGUCUAACUUGGAUGAGUUGAC
Molecule: messenger RNA, 787 nt
Organism: Castor canadensis (American beaver)
Lineage: Eukaryota; Metazoa; Chordata; Mammalia; Rodentia; Castoridae
Source: RefSeq, a predicted model, not a curated record